AUGCUGCACAUCGCCAUCCUCGACAUCGACGUCCCCGUCCCAGCCGUCUAUGCCGCCCGCGGCCUCUACAGCUCGCAGUUCCGCACCCUACUGCAGUCCGCCGCCUCACGACUCAACCUGUCCGCAUCAGACAUCCACACAACAGCCUUCGAUGUAGUAGGCGGCUCACUCCCACCACUCCAAGCCCUCCGGACCUCCCCACGGCCAACGGAAAAUGGAGUCGACGCGGGAAGCCUCAACCCGCUCGCCCUCCCCAUAGACGCCAUCCUCAUCACGGGCGCCGCAGCAGCCGCAUACGAAUCGGCAAAGUACUCCUGGAUCGUCCCGCUGCAGAGCUUCGUGCAGACGGUCUUCGCGUCGUACCCGCACGUCAAGCUAUUUGGGUCUUGCUUCGGCCACCAGAUCAUCGGGCAGGGGCUGCUGUCGUCGCAGGCACCGAACAGGUCACCGCCGCAACCACCGAGUGUCGUUGUUGAGCAGAGCCCGCGGGGCAGGGAGACGGGGCUGACGUCUAUCAAGAUUACGCCGGAGUUUGCGGGCGCGUUCACGGUGCUCUCGAAGCACCUCCCUGUGCCUAGCGACAUGCGCUUACAGAUGAUUCACGGCGACUGGGUGGCUCUCCUGCCUGGGGUUGAGAGGUUGCCGGAGCCCUGGGUGAAUGUGGGAUCGACGGAGCUGUGUCCUGUGCAGGGGCUGUACUACCCUGGGAGGGUGUUGACGUAUCAGGGGCACUUUGAGUUCGAUGUAUUUGUGAACUCGGAGACUUGUAAGGAGUUUGGGAGGAGGAGUGGUUGGGACGAGGCCGAGGUGGAGAGGAUGCUGGCCUUGAUUGGGAGGGGGAGGGUUGAGGGGGUUGUCGAGGACGUUGACGAUGCGAAGGUCGCGGCGGAGGUUGUGCUCUUGUUCUUCUUGGAUUGA
Messenger RNA from Aspergillus mulundensis, 918 nucleotides. Its product is annotated as type 1 glutamine amidotransferase. Bases 1 to 918 code for a protein of 305 amino acids. The transcript has a single exon. Gene Ontology annotation, cellular component: cytosol; nucleus. NCBI's taxonomy places the organism in Eukaryota, Fungi, Ascomycota, Eurotiomycetes, Eurotiales, Aspergillaceae. The record is from RefSeq and is a predicted model, not a curated record.